This is a messenger RNA of Eublepharis macularius, 2515 nucleotides long. Its product is annotated as myotrophin. Gene Ontology annotation, molecular function: protein binding. The record is from RefSeq and is a predicted model, not a curated record. Bases 235 to 591 code for a protein of 118 amino acids. Gene Ontology annotation, biological process: regulation of barbed-end actin filament capping. The transcript has 4 exons. Gene Ontology annotation, cellular component: nucleus; cytoplasm. NCBI's taxonomy places the organism in Eukaryota, Metazoa, Chordata, Lepidosauria, Squamata, Eublepharidae.
AAGACGCUUCGAUUGGUCGCUCGGGAAGCGAGGGGCAGGACCUCAACCGGAGACUGCGAGGAGGGCGCGCGCGCAGCCCCUGCUCGGCGGUUGGGCGGCGGUUACGGCGGUUGCGAGCGGAGCGGAGGCGGGCCCGCCUUAGCCGCUUCCUGCGCCGCGCCGCGCCCCUUCCGCCCGAGCCGCUCUCCCUCCGCCUGGCUGCGCCCGUUGUCAGGGCGGCGGCCGGCCGGCGCGAUGUCAGACAAGGAGUUCAUGUGGGCCCUCAAGAACGGCGACCUGGACGAGGUGAAGGGCUACGUCGCCAAGGGUGAAGAUGUGAAUCGGACACUGGAAGGUGGGCGGAAACCUCUUCACUACGCGGCCGACUGUGGACAGCUUGAGAUCAUGGAGUUCCUUCUGCUGAAAGGGGCUGAUAUUAAUGCUCCAGACAAACACAGUAUCACUCCACUCCUUUCAGCCGUCUAUGAAGACCAUGUGUCUUGUGUGAAGCUGCUCCUGACAAAGGGUGCUGAUAAGACUGUCAGAGGGCCAGAUGGACUAACUGCCUUGGAAGCCACCGACAAUCAGGCCAUCAAGGCUCUCCUCCAGUGAUGAACGGACUGAGAUCUCGCGUCUCUCCUGUGGCCUCACACUGCUGCCUGUCUGUCACUCUUUGUAUCUUCUAGCUUCUUCCACUAAGGAUGGGGGGGAGGGAAAACCAUCACAGCACAUCCACUUUUGUUAGGGUUCCUCUGAAAAAGAGAGAAUCCAUCUGGUGAGAGUAGAAAUCCAUGUAACUGGUGUCUCCUUAGGACUGCUGUUUUUUAAGGCACCCUUUCCUCCUCAUACAAGUGAGACUGAACAUCUGCCAGGAAAAGGGGAAGAAUGUGAUCUGAAAGGCGGCCUAUACACUUUUCUAAUUCUCCUCUGAGAAAUUUUUCAAAUGGAAGCACUAUUCCGUGCUUUCUUGCUUUAUUAAGGCAGUGAAAACCCAGUGCUUUUAUACCUUCAUUUCAAAUCAAGGCAGUUGGGGCAGCUUCAGUAGAACUGGGCCUUAGAUAAACCUUGAAAUACCAACAUUUGUUAAUAAUGUCCCAAUAUUUAAUAAUUGGAUGCUGUAUUAACUCUUGACUGUUUUAGCAAAGAACACACUGAAGAAUCAUGUGUGUGUUCCGCUACCCAAGACUUUAUACUCGAGAAGCAGCCAGGUUAGCACGUGGUGCCUCAUCCUGGGAAAAAUAAUGCUCUUGUAAGGUCUCCGAUUGGAUAUUCCUUACUUCUGCAUCAUAAAAGAUACUGAAACAAAGAGGCGGCUCCAGACUCAUUGGCGCUAGAGGAUGCUUGCUUUGCCCUUUGGUUUAGAAGGAAAUGUCUUAAUUAGUAAGCAGAAGUGGCUCUCAGUCCUUGGGGCUGCUACCGUUCUUUUAAAGAGAGCUGGAAUAUUCUUUCUCCAGCUACAUCCUCACCACAUUGAUCUUAGCUGUGCUGCAUGCACCUUUGGGAUGAGAGUCGAUUCACUGUUUUAGCACUGUAUUCAAAAAACCAAAAAAAACCCCACAGCACAACAGGUCUCAGCGGACUGGUAUCGGCUGCAGUUAGUGCCCAAUAAAGGAGGUUGGUUUAUACGGGUCCCUUCACUGCCAUAUUGCAAGGUAGCUUUCUAGGGACACUCAUUUGUUAGGUUUCAUGUUAGGCUAAGGUUUGGUUGGCUUGGAGUUGCCAGUAGAAAGAAAGCUUGGAUGCUCUUGCUCAAAGACGUGGAUAAAAUUUGUGCCGCAUUAACCUCAUUAAGAGCUGCCCUGGCUUCACAUUAAGAGCUGCGAUAGCCUCCAAGGUACAUGCAGUCAGGUUUUGUAUACAUAUUUAUAGCGCCGAGUGUACCUUUUCGUAUUUUUAAAGCAUUUAACUUUCAGAAAAAAAUCAAGCAAUUGAUUCACCAUUCUAAAAAAAAGUGAGACUAUUAUCUGAAAAGUCUUUGUGAUCCCUGUGGAAUUGGAAGCUAGUACCACAAUUCAAAUUGUGCUUUGUUUCUCUUUCUCUUCUGGGUAGUAGACUUGCGGUGGUUGAAGCUAACGAUCCAAAUACCAAACCUCUGGCAACAAUAUACAGUCACUUUCAGAUUCCAGUUUAAACUCAAUGUCUUUCUGCUCCCGUUUGUACAGGCGUCGCUUUGCUAACGUAGUUUUUGUUCUUGAACGCAAAUGCUAAAUGAGUGGAUAGACGGAUAGAAGAAGCUGUUGAGAGUGGACUGUCCUCAGUCGAGCAGUUGCCACGUUGCAUGCGACCCCCCCCCCCCCGCCUCCACAGAACAGUCUUCUGUUUUAUACAUGAAGAAACGUCAUAUCUUUCUACCCAAUGAGGGAUGCAAAAGAGUGUUUUGUUCAUUUUGACAUUUGAUCUUCUUCCAGGACAGUUCACUAUUUCCCCAACGUUGGGCUUAUUAUUAUCAUGGUUCACACACCUUCGAACGCUAAAGAAUGCUGUGUUUUAAGUUUGUGUUGCGAGAAUGAAUGGAAUAAACUUGAACUGUGUUCUG